Brienomyrus brachyistius is the source of this 2621-nucleotide messenger RNA. Its product is annotated as nuclear inhibitor of protein phosphatase 1-like. The transcript is spliced from 7 exons. Gene Ontology annotation, molecular function: protein binding; protein serine/threonine phosphatase inhibitor activity; mRNA binding. Gene Ontology annotation, cellular component: nuclear speck. The record is from RefSeq and is a predicted model, not a curated record. The coding region runs from base 29 to 1117 and encodes 362 amino acids. NCBI's taxonomy places the organism in Eukaryota, Metazoa, Chordata, Actinopteri, Osteoglossiformes, Mormyridae.
GGCAGAAGCGAAAUGAGAAUGAGGCAAGAUGGCGGCGAAUUCCAUCGCAAACUUACCUCAGUUUGAUUGUCCGACAUGGGCUUAUUGGGGUGUGGUGGAUGGUUUUGUUUCCAGGGCUGGAAAACCUCCCCCAGGGCUCCAUUUGGACGUGGUGAAAGGGGACAAGCUGGUGGAGAAGCUGAUCAUUGACGAAAAGAAGUACUACCUGUUUGGACGUAACCCGGACAUCUGUGACUUCACCAUCGACCACCAGUCCUGUUCGCGCGUCCAUGCCGCCCUGGUAUACCACAAGCACCUCAAGAGAGUCUUCCUUAUUGACCUCAACAGCACCCAUGGCACAUUUCUGGGGCACAUCCGUCUGGAGCCUCAUAAGCCGCAGCAGGUCCCCAUCGACUCUACGGUGUCAUUCGGUGCAUCCACGCGGGUGUACACCAUCCGGGAGAAACCACAGACUCAGCCUGGCUCCGGCACUGGGGACAGUAAGGCCGGGGAGGACGAGGAUCUCAAAGGGCUCCUCGGACUGCCGGAGGAGGAGACGGAGCUGGAGAACCUGACUGAAUUCAACACAGCCCACAACAAGCGCAUCUCCACCCUGACCAUCGAGGAGGGAAACUUAGACAUCCAGAGGCCCAAGCGCAAGAGGAGAAGCUCCCGGGUCUCAUUCAGCGAGGAGGAUGAGAUUAUUAACCCAGAGGAUGUGGACCCCACUGUGGGACGCUUCCGGAACAUGGUUCAGACGGCGGUGGUUCCAAUCAAGAAGAGGAAGCAGGAUGGCCACUUGGGCCUUGGUGUGGAGGAUGGGACCUCUCGCCGCAUGCCCACCUUCCCCUUCAGCGGCAGCCUGUAUGGAGACUUGCCGCCCGCCAGCCAUGAAGCCAGCAUCCACCCGGCGGGGACCCCGUGCGGCGCCGCCAUCAUGGGAGGGCUGCCGCUGCCCUUUCCCAACCCAGCCCCCGAGGUCGACCUGUCCCCCACCACCGCACAGCCGCCCGUCACCCUCAGCAUCAGGCCUGCCCCUGGCCCUUAUGCCCCCGAGGCUGUCAAUGAGCCGCGCAAGAAGAAGUAUGCCAAGGAGGCGUGGCCUGGGAAGAAGCCCACCCCUUCCUUGCUUAUUUAGCCCUGCCAUGGACCAUGUGGUGCUGGGACUGAUAGCCGUACUGUGCUGGGGUUGAAUGGACAGAGGCCUCGGGGCAAAGCAGGCGCCAAUGGCUGGGACAUUUCCUUAUUUCCAUAUUCCCUGCCACCUGCUUUAUGUUUUUUGUCUUUUUUUUUUUACUUUUACAUUUAAGGAGUCAGGACCAUCAGUCCUGCAUUCUGCUCUGCCCCGCCCUCUCUGGUCAUGUGAUGCGUUACUGGCGAAUCAGAUGGUAACGUGUUGAGACUGCAUGUUCAGGGCGUCCCAGUGUGCUCAGGAGGUAGAGUCACGACUCUCGGGCUCGCAAAUGGCACCGACCUUAGGGCGUGCAGCUCUACUCUGGUGAGUCUGUCACCACUGUUACCUUUUUGUAUCAAUUGUAUUUUAGUAAGAGAGAGAGUCCUACAAGACCUCUAUGAAAAGGAAAAAUAGGCCGGCUCAGCUAUCUGCGUCUCGCAUACUGCGCGAACCUCCCAGAGGGGCAGGGGGCGGAAAUGUGAAUGAAGGGGGGCGGCAGUCUCAGCUGAUGGCCUGGGAGGGGCCAGGUGACAAGGAUGCCAUGCAGCCAUGUGCAUGUGUGUUCAUGUGUGCUGGUUUAUGUACCAGCUGGCUGCCAGGGCUGGGUUUAGACUAGUAGCAUAGAGCCUCUAGCCCAACACCUCUGCACCAUGCUUGGAGAGAUAGUUUGAGGUUGCAGGCUCUGAGUCGCUGCUGUACUUAUUUGUCUUAUUUUCACUCUUUGCCAUUUUUUCAUUCAUGAUAUCUGUGCAGUUUUAUAACGCAUCUUUAAACAAGCCCCUACCAGCAAACUCUACAGUUAAUUAUUAGCAGUGAUUGGCUCUUGCUGAUUCCUUACUGCUUUGCCUGUAAGGGAGUUUGGUAAUCCUGGGUGCGCAUUGCCCACCUUUCAGUGAAUGCUGCCUUUUCAUUGGCUGAAAACCAUGAUUGGCAGCUCAUGGUAACACCCCCCCCCCUGCGUAUUUUUGACCCUUUUAUUAUUUGACUAGCUAGCAUAGUGAAUAUCUUGAGUUGCCGUAGCACCUAUCCACUAGCAGGCUACAUGAAGUCAGCUCCCCAGGGAUGACCGUUGACAGCUGUUGGAUGAUACGGUCUUUCUGUAGGGGGCAAGUUUGUCUCACCGCUACACGCUAACGUGUGCCUGCAUCUGUGUCAGCCUGCCCCAAAGCUAUAGCUGCGUGGCUCUCCAUGAACUCCAGCCAAUGCCGAGAUUUUCCUAAGCUCAGCCCUCUAGGAAACCAGGGUUUGCUUAGUUUGGUGUCUGAGGGAGGAGGGGUAUCCAGAGGGAACUCCUACCUUUAUGACUUUUAUUUGUAGUAUUUUUUUUCCUCCAGCUGUGAAUACAUUUCUCCCCGGUUUGUACAGUUCUGUAAAUUUGUUAGAAGAAUCUUUUAACAGUUCAAACUUUGAAGCCUGUGAGCUGCCCUGUGAGCUGCCCUCUCUACAUUAAACGCCGGCCAGUUUUUUC